Molecule: messenger RNA, 758 nt
Organism: Vicia villosa (hairy vetch)
Lineage: Eukaryota; Viridiplantae; Streptophyta; Magnoliopsida; Fabales; Fabaceae
Exons: 1
Coding region: 149-637 (162 amino acids)
Source: RefSeq, a predicted model, not a curated record
UUUCAUUACUCUACCCAAUCAUUCUCAUUCUACUUUCUAAUUCCAACUCCAUCCCAUCCUUCUCAGAUCUAACCUUCUCUUCACAAAUAAAACAAAAAAUUUAUAUAUUUAUUCAUUUAUUCAUUUUCUCUCUCUAAAUGCACGCACUAUGCCCAAUCUCCACAAAUUCAAGCUCCUAGCCACACAAUGCGCAAUCGCCGGCAGUCCCACCCGCAGUCCAACCACCAGUCCCGUUAUCCACCUCCGCCGCCGCAAAACCCUCCGCAUGUUCCUCACUCGCCCUAACGACCGCCGCCGUUUCCAUCCUCCUCCCUUAGAUCCACCGGAAACUUCCUCUUCCUCCGACGAAGUCAAAGUCCGCCACAAACUCAAAGACCUAUUCGUUUCCUCUCCGUCUCCAUCUCCAUCUCCUCCACCUACACUCCAAGACAACAACAACAAUUGCCAACAGCAACAUCAGCAGUUCGAUCAGAAAGACGGACUCCUCUCUGGCUCCACCGUCGGCGUCAGAUUCAGAACUGGAUCUCCUUUUCGUAGAUCCUCCGCAGUCGCGGCUCUCCGGCCGGUGUCAUCGGCGUUCCGAUACAGGUUACUGAGAAAAGCUUGGCGACCGGUACUUUUCACCAUCCCUGAGUAACGGUUACGGUUACGGUUUCUAUCUUACUGUGAUAACUGUACGGAUGAGUUAAAUUCCGAUUUUAUUGUUUUAUUUUUUUAAUUUAAUUUUUGACGAAAUAGUAAUAAAGUAGUUUUAAUAA